AUGGAGUACAUGAUGAUGAUCAUGAGAAGUAGUAGUACUAGAAAAUCAUCAUCAUUAUCAUCAUCAUGGUGUUUCAUUUUGGGCUUUUUAGUUUUGUUUUUCUCAUCAUAUCUUUGUUUAGCAAGCUCAUCACAAGAUACUAAGAACACAAAGAGGUGCAAUGUGUACAAAGGGAAAUGGGUUUUGGAUAAUUCAUAUCCACUCUAUGAUUCCAAGGCUUGUCCUUAUAUUCGCAAAGAGUUCGAUUGUCAAAAGUAUGGUCGCCCUGAUAAUAUGUAUCUCAAGUUCAGAUGGAAACCCAAUGAGGACGACUGUGACUUGCCAAGAUUCACUGGUUUAGAUUUCUUGGAGAGAUUUAAGGGAAAGAAGAUCAUGUUCAUAGGAGAUUCUAUCAGUCUCAACCAUUGGCAAUCGUUCAUGUGUUUGCUUCAUUCGGCUGUGCCUGCUGGUUCCACCAUUAAUGGACAACAAAAUGGCUCUGUUGCAUCCUUUCUAUUCAAGGAUUAUGGAGUUUCAGUGAUGUUAUUCAAUUCUCAUUACUUGGUGGACAUAGAAGUGGAAAAGAUAGGACGAGUAUUGAAACUUGAUUCUUUGAAAAGUGGAAAUAUAUGGAAGCAAAUGGAUGUUCUCAUCUUCAACACUUGGCUUUGGUGGUACAGAAAUGAUUCUUAUCGCCCAUGGGAUUAUAUUCAAGAUGGGAAGAAGAUAGUGAAAGACAUGGAUCGAAUGGAAGCAUUUCGAAAGGGCUUGAUCACAUGGGCAAAGUGGGUCAACACAACUGUUGAUACAAAAAAGACCAAAGUAAUUUUCCAAGGAAUUACUCCAACCCAUUACGAUGGCAAAGGGUGGGACAAAAAAGGAGUGAUAAACUGUGGAAAAGAGACAAAGCCAUUAAAUGGGUCGAUCUACCCAGGUGGUUCGCCAAGAGCAUUAUCAGUGUUGAAAGAUGUGUUGAAACAAAUAAAGAAGCCAGUUCAUCUUCUAGACAUAACAACGUUGUCACAGCUGAGAAAAGAUGGGCAUCCUAGCAAGUAUAGUGCUCUUAAAGGCAUGGACUGCACACAUUGGUGUAUUGCUGGAGUUCAAGACACUUGGAAUCAACUUCUAUAUGCAGCCCUCACUACUUGA
Molecule: messenger RNA, 1128 nt
Organism: Humulus lupulus (European hop)
Lineage: Eukaryota; Viridiplantae; Streptophyta; Magnoliopsida; Rosales; Cannabaceae
Product: protein trichome birefringence-like 39
Exons: 5
Coding region: 1-1128 (375 amino acids)
Cellular component (GO): Golgi apparatus
Molecular function (GO): O-acetyltransferase activity
Source: RefSeq, a predicted model, not a curated record